AGACCAUAGACAGACGAAAUGGCGAGACACGGCCAUUUCUGUCAUUUCUGAUUGUUUUUGUUUUUAUUUUUAUUUUUUUUUCAUUUGCCAUAAGAAACAUGUAAUAAGUUUAUAUUCAAAAGUACGUACAAAGAAAUAAAGAACCCACUAUAGAUGAUACAAGUAUGCAUAAAACCAAAGCAACGUCAGUGUAUGCACAAACAAACGUGUGUUUCCAUCUAGCGAUGGAUUGAUCUUCGAGUUAUUUGUCGGGCUUUCGGAUACAAACUUUUCAUAUUUCUUUACGCACAGAGAUUCCCACAAUUCAAACCUCGGUGACUAUUAUCACCACAGAGUUGAAACCGUGUUUCAUCAUGAGUAUCAAAUGAUCUGACCUACCUGCAUCACUUGCAAAUAAAUUAGGUAUAGUUAUGGAGGAUAGCACGAGCGUAAAGUCUAUGGAAUCAGUAACAACAAGUGAUGAGUACGAAUUUGUUAACGAGAAGGGUGUAAAUAAGCAACAGCAAAUUUUAGAGCCACCGACUCUCAAUAUUGCUAAUAACGGAAACUUGGAGGAUCUGCAAAAUAAUCUCAGAGAGCUGCUUACCGAAGACUCUAAGAUGGAAAAUGAAGUUGAAGUGAGGGCUAUAAGAGCUGAACAACAGAAUGAUGAUAAAAUACGAUAUGUUGGUCACAGUAAAUUCUAUGAAACAACUCCAAACAUGGUAACUUCAGAGAAACAGGAUCCAAUGAAACCAGAUGAUUAUGUAGAAGAAGAAAUAUUUUCAGCAUCGCACGUCCAACAGGAAUGCACUAUUUUUAAUGGCGUUACAUACCUGGGUGCUGCCGCAAUAAAUGCGCCUAAAUCUGAAGCUGAAAUCCAGCGCAAUAUGGGAAUAUUGUAUGCUGAACAAGCACCAAACUUGGGAAUAAAAGUAUCUGUCUCUAUACCUAGCUGUUCACAAGGCAGUGUUGUCUUAUAUGAUGCUACAAAUCAGCAAGCAAUGGCACACUACGAAGUCCAGCGUAUACUGUUUUAUGCACGUGGCGAAGCCACUGGAAUAUGCGCAGCAUGUUUUGCUUUUACAUGGUCACAUGGGGAUACCUUAGAGUCAGCUAUUUUCCAGUGCCAUGUAUUUCGCUGCGACAUACCAGAAGCAGUAGGUCAAGUAUCGGCAUGUUUUGCCAAAGCCUUUCAAAGAAUUCCCCGUUCCAUGACAAGUUCGUUGACUAGCAGUGAUUUUAAUGGAUUUAAUCCUGGCAAUGAAAAAAGCAAUUCCCGCGUUUUCAUCUUCGAAGUUACAAUGGAGGUAAAAGAAGAAGAUGGAAAAGGAGGAUUCAGCACAGUCCCAAAGGACAGGAAUUGCUUCAAAUUCAGAUGCAAUGUUGCCAAGCAAGUUUUUCUAAGCAUUCAGCAAGUAUCGAGCAAAGAAGGAGGUGUAACUUUGGAAAUUGAAAGGUGUUUUGGAGUACUAGUCAGUCCUGGGCGAAAUGUAAAGCACAGCGACAUGCGUCUUCUCGAGAUGCAGGUCAACCCAAACCCAAUGGGUCAGGACAAACAAUGCUAUAAUAUCUGUGGUCUUUGGGAUCCAGCUGAUCCGGCUUUAGAGAGUUUGAAUGUUGAAAUACCUAAGGAGGGUGAAAUUUUCAUGACAGUCGCAGUAGAUCUUGUAAUUCGUGGGAUAAGAGAACCAGUACGGUUCUUAAUCGAGACACCCGUAAAAAUUUUUCCACAGAAUGAAAGAUUUUGGUACUUUAACAAACGCCAUUUGGUUCAACAAUUUUACCUCAAUUCAAAAGAGAUUAUACCUGGAGAUGGAUCAGAAGUGCAUUAUGAAGUUCAAAGUAUAGAAACGUCUGGGGAGUUGGACCGAAAUCGAUUGAACCUCGCUUUGAACCUAGCGUCCUUAAUCAGAUCACCAUCUAUUACAAGCAUAGAUACAUUAACACCCAAGGAAGAAUUUGAUUCAGAUGGAGAUGAACCGAUGUUGAGCGGUACAGGUGAGGUUUCGAAAGACUGUUCUGCCGAUGAGUUAGCCAAUUGGGCAGAAGUCUUAGAUACGUGGCAGGUAAAUGAACAACGGCCUAAGCUUCUUAUAAAACUAACGAAGUUAGGAAUUCCUGAAGCACUCAGAGCCCAAGUUUGGCAAAGGCUAAGCAAUUGUGAUAACUCGCAGGAAAUGAUGGACAAAUAUCGAAUGCUGAUCACUAAAGAAAGCAGCUGUGAGAGUGUUAUCUUAAGAGAUAUAAAUAGGACUUUCCCAGCCCAUGAUUUUUUCAAAGAAACAGGUGGUCUAGGCCAAGACUCACUUUACAGAAUAAGUAAGGCAUAUGCUGUUUAUGAUGAGGAAGUUGGUUACUGCCAAGGACUCAGUUUUCUCGUUGCUAGUUUACUGUUACAUAUGCCAGAGGAGCAGGCUUUCUGUGUGCUAGUUAAACUAAUGUACGAUUACGGCCUUCGGGAUUUGUACAAAGAUAGAUUCGACAAUCUUCACAUGCGGUUUUACCAGUUGAAUCGUCUCAUGGAGGACCAACUACCAGAAUUGUACAAACAUUUCUGUGAUCGUGGAGUAGAAACUCAUAUGUUUGCUGCACAGUGGUUUCUAACACUGUUCACAGCGAGAUUUCCGUUGUAUCUAGUCUUUCACAUUUUGGAUGUAUUUUUACUCCAAGGUCUGGACACAUUAUUCCAAGUGGCCCUUGCGUUAUUAACGCUGUGUAAGAAAGAGUUACUUCAGUUAGACUUUGAAAGUAUAUUGAAAUACUUCAGAGUUCACUUGCCAAAGCGUUGUCGUAAUGAAGAAGUUUCACGCUACGUGAUGAAACUAGCAUGUUCAGUUGCGUUGAAGAAACUGAAAAAGUAUGAAGCAGAAUUCAUGACACUAAAAGAGGCGCAAGAAAAUGCUGACGAAUACAGUAAUGAAGUUGAACAGUUACGUGGAGCUGUGGCGAGAGGUGAAGAAGAGAAGCUACGACUUGAAGCAGAACUUACACAGGUUAAGGAAAUGCUACAGAGAGAGGUGACUAAGGCUUGCGCAGAAAAUCGCCGGAGUGGUGUGAUCAUCGCUGAAUACAAACAGAUUUGUCAAAGAUUGGAAGAUGACCACAAUGCAGCCAAAAGUGCGCUGAAUGAUUUACGUUCUAAAGUUUCUAGCUGUGAGCAGUGUAGAAGUAGCAUCGUGCAAUCUCCCAAAGCGCUACCUGAUUCGACGCAGAAUAUGGAAAACAGAAUCGAUUCAGUACUGCAUAGAGCUCAGGAACGAGUUAGGGAGUUAGAAUUGGAAUUAGCACAAACUAAAUUGGCUCACGUAGAGGCUGAAUGCAGAAACCAGGAUCUAACACAUCAACUCCAUGCCACUGCUUCCGAGCUCCAAGCUGCGAGGAAUAGUUGGCCAUGGCUCAGUAAAACUUUGUCUAGUAUAAAAGAAGCUGCUAAUAAACGUGAUGUAGUUGGUCCCGGCAUUUUGAGACGUGACAGUGCUCCUGGAGGAGACGUAAGACAGACAAUACAUUCUCAGAGCCGUGAUAAUCUGAAGGAAGUUGUCUGAAUUGGUAAGUCUGAAAUUUAUGAGGAAAUGUUAUGCGAUUAUGAAACUGUAUCGACUCAAAAUAUAUUAGCAAAAUGAGGAUAGUGUGUGAAGAUUUCCUUCGUGAUUUAAUUUCAGCAUGUAACUGAAACCAGAUUGAAGUCCACAGAAAAAAUAUUGUGCAGUGCACAUAAAAAAGAUCUGUAUAUGAAGUGCAUGUUCAUAUAGUUAAAUGAUAAGCUAAACACAUGUAGAACAUAAUUACACAUGCAGGAUUCCAUAGUACAUUAUAUAAAUUCACAUAAAGACAUUAUUACUAAAAAAAUUUAUUACAAUAAUGAGAUUAAUAAUUUUUUUUAAUUAAGCGCUAUUAUACCAGUAGAAUAUCGUGAAACAAUAUUAUCAAUAUUGUUUGGGUAAAUUUGUUUUGUAGUUGCCAUAGUACAUUGUUAAUUCAUUAGUAAUUAACUGUAAUUACUCAUUUGAUAUUAAAUCAACAAUUUUGCACAGUUAAAAAAUAAUAUAAUAAAAACGUAAUACAUAGAAAACAUCCAAGACAUUAGAAAAUACCAUUAUACGUGUUUUAUAAAAACUAGUUUAAACAUAUUAAACUGCAUACAAUGGGAAAAUAUACCGAUGGGCAGGUACUCUCCAUUGGCAGUCAACAUUGUCAAAGAUACAUUUUCACCAUUCCUUUGGUAAAAAUGGACUUACCAUUCUGAGGCCAUAUUGUGAAUCAGGUUUCAAAUCUUGGACAUGUGUAU
This is a messenger RNA of Diprion similis, 4270 nucleotides long. It is a transcript of the gene GAPcenA, whose product is annotated as rab GTPase-activating protein 1. The record is from RefSeq and is a predicted model, not a curated record. NCBI's taxonomy places the organism in Eukaryota, Metazoa, Arthropoda, Insecta, Hymenoptera, Diprionidae. The transcript has 17 exons. Bases 411 to 3527 code for a protein of 1038 amino acids.